AAAACGAACACAUCUACUUUCCAAUUAUCCAAAUUUGGCGCUACUGAAUUCCUGUAGUAUUUCAUCCGACUGCAUUCUAGUGUUGUGUCCGAAGGCCCUAGAAAAUGGAUCCAGUUCAAGUUGCCAUCAAGCUGAGACGUCUCCUUAUUGCCCACGACAAUGCAGUGAAAGAGAUCCUGACAUUAGAUACCCAAGUCUACCAUCUGAUGCGGAAGAUGACAGCCAACUCCUCCAACAACUGCAUAAUCCGAGGUGAACAGCUGAUCCAGAGACGAUGGGUGCUGGAAGGUGUCAAGGAGAUGUUUACCAUCUACAGACAACUCAAGUGGCAAGAGGUGCAAGCCUGUGUAAACGCCAUCACCAAAGAUGCUUCUGCAGAGAGUGAUUCGGAGGCGGACUGGAAUGCAGAUACCUCUUUCAAUGACGAUGAAGCUUCCUUCACGGAACUCUUGUCCGACAGCUCAUAUAGUGAGGACGACGAAGACCAGGGAGACCUAUACAGCAACGACAGCAGCUACGAUAUGACGACUCUCAGUCGAGCUUUGUCUGUAGACGACAGUGCACUUCAUAGAAACGCCUAAGGGAAAUCACAAGUCCCAUCCACAUCAACUAGUGCUGCAUUUACCUUGUUAUUCAUUUUUUGUUAUUGUACACAAAUGUUGCCUGACAGUGUGCAAAGGGCAUCCUAUUAUAUUGUAAACCACAUUUGUUUGUUGAUGAAUAUGCUGAGGAAAUAAAUAAUGAAGUCGA
Messenger RNA from Haliotis rufescens (red abalone), 750 nucleotides. RefSeq lists its product as uncharacterized. NCBI's taxonomy places the organism in Eukaryota, Metazoa, Mollusca, Gastropoda, Lepetellida, Haliotidae. The transcript is spliced from 2 exons. Bases 105 to 581 code for a protein of 158 amino acids. The record is from RefSeq and is a predicted model, not a curated record.